Messenger RNA from Lactuca sativa (garden lettuce), 1398 nucleotides. The record is from RefSeq and is a predicted model, not a curated record. NCBI's taxonomy places the organism in Eukaryota, Viridiplantae, Streptophyta, Magnoliopsida, Asterales, Asteraceae.
UUUGAAAAAAACAAUUCAGAGCUUCUUCUUUCUUUUUGAACAACUCUGGAGCUUAUUCUAUAAUGGCGUUUUCUUCCAUUUCUUGGUCCUUUACAAUAUUUUUCAUAAUUUUGCAAAUGUUAAUCAUGUUAUGGAGUGGUAGCUGGCAUGCUAAUGGAUGUUAUACCUCCAUCUUCAGCUUCGGUGACUCCCUAACAGACACCGGUAACUUAAAACAAGUGGCCUCCAUAACCGACGGGUUCUUUCCUUUUCUUCAGCCGCCUUACGGUGAAACCUUCUUUCAUAAACCCACUGGUCGUUGCUCAGAUGGCCGACUAAUCAUUGAUUUUCUAGCUGAGAGUCUCGGGUUGCCAUUGGUACGACCAUUUCUGCAUGACUGUGACAGUGUCAUUGAGCCGGGACAAGGAGUUAACUAUGCUGUGGUGGGCGCGACAACAUUGAAUUCAUCGUUUCUUGAAGCAAGAGGAACUGUUAAUGAUUUGACAAAUGCCUCUUUAGGAGUUCAGUUGGCAUGGUUUAAACAACCAUUAGCUUCUAUUUGCAGCAACGUUUCAAGUAACCAAUUAAGCAGUUGUAGUCUAUACUCUAUACAACAAGAUUGUAGAAACUUAAUUGGACGUUCUUUGAUCUUAGUUGGAGAGAUUGGUGGAAACGAUUACAACUAUCCGAUAACAGAUGGAAAAACCAUUGAUGAGGUCGAACCAUUCGUUCCUCUAGGAAUUGAUUCAGAUGGGGGGCACAAACACUGGUCGUUCCAGGAGAAUUUCCACUUGGAUGUUCUUCUCAAUAUUUAACAAUACGUGGUUCUGAAAGUGAAGAGUAUGAUAGCACAACAGGCUGCCUCAUCAAGUUCAAUAAAUUUGCCGAAUACCACAAUGAACUGCUGCAAACAAAACUAAAUCAGCUUCGAGAGCUUCAUCCCAAUGCCAUCAUCAUCUACGCUGACCACUACAAUGCUGCCAUGCAAUUUAUCCGUUCUCCAGAUAAAUUUGGUGCAUAAUAUAUAUGUGUUCCGAAACUAACUUGAAUCAUUUUCUGCAUCUCAAAUAUUAAUAUGAUUUCAUGUCUAUAUUGUCCAUUAAUGGCAUUGUAGGAUUUACAAAUGGUGCUCUGAAGGCAUGUUGUGGAGUUGGAGGUCUGUAUAACUACAACAGAUCAUCUCAAUGUGGAUUGUCGUAUGUGCCUGUGUGUGAUGAUCCGAAUACGUAUGCUGUGUGGGAUGGAAUACACUAUACAGAAGCAGCAUACAGAAUAAUUUCCGACAGUUUAUUUCAAGGGGCAUACACUUGGCCCCAGUUUAAUUUGGUGUGCCCAUUUCAUUCGGUGGCGAGCUCAUAGGAAUAUGUAUGCUAAUAUGUAAUCUAGAUAUUUGCUCAAAUCCUCCUUAAUAAAUAAAGA